Messenger RNA from Melopsittacus undulatus (budgerigar), 1152 nucleotides. It is a transcript of the gene NPHS2, whose product is annotated as NPHS2 stomatin family member, podocin. Gene Ontology annotation, cellular component: plasma membrane. The transcript has 8 exons. Lineage: Eukaryota; Metazoa; Chordata; Aves; Psittaciformes; Psittaculidae. Bases 1 to 1152 code for a protein of 383 amino acids. The record is from RefSeq and is a predicted model, not a curated record.
AUGAGGAUGGAUAAGAGGUCUCGGGGCAAUUCCAGGGAGUCUCACAGGAGACGCAGAGAAUCCCCAGCUACACAGAGCAAACGAGAGAAGAGAGAGAGCAGCAGAGAAGCUGGCAAAGGAAGGGGAGACAUAAAGCAAGAGAAACUGAAGGAGAUCAAGAGCACCACAGGAACAGAUGCUAGGGUGCACACGUCCACAGUGGUGGAUGUGGAUGAUGUGGUGUCUGAUGAAGAAAUGGAGGCAAUGGCAUUGCUGGACAGCGAGCAGCAAGAAGAAGGUGUAAAGUCUCCAGGUAUGGGCAUCUGUGAGUGGCUUCUGACCAUCUUGUCUUUCCUGUUCAUCAUAAUGACCUUCCCCAUUUCUGUCUGGUUCUGCAUGAAGGUAGUGCGGGAGUAUGAGAGAGCCAUCGUCUUCCGCCUUGGACAUCUCCUUCCUGGAAGGGCCAAAGGGCCUGGCCUUUUCUUUUUCCUUCCCUGUCUGGACACAUAUCACAAGAUAGACCUCCGCCUCAAAACACUAGAGAUCCCCUUCCAUCAGGUGGUGACCAAGGACAUGGUCACCUUGGAGAUAGAUGCUGUCUGCUACUACCGGCUGGAAAAUGCCUCUCUUCUCCUUACCACCCUGACCAGCAUUUCCAGUGCCAUCCAGCUGCUGGUGCAAACCACCACAAAGCGCCUCCUGGCACAUCGAGUCUUCUCUGAACUUCUCCUAGAGAGGAAGAGCAUCAGCCAGGAGAUAAAGGUGGCUUUGGAUGCAGUCACAGGCUGCUGGGGGAUCAAAGUGGAGAGAACAGAAAUCAACAAUGUACAACUGCCUGCUGAAAUUCGCCAGUCCCUGGCUGUGGAAGCGGAGGCCCAAAGACAGGCCAAAGUGCGGGUGAUCGCUGCUGAGGGGGAAAAGGCUGCUUCGGAGUCCCUGCGGAUGGCAGCUGAGAUUCUGUCCAGUGCCCCUGCUGCUGCUCAGCUCCGUUACCUCCAUGCACUGCACUCCCUUACUGCAGAGAAACCUACUGCUUUCAUCUUGCCCUUGCCUUUGGAGGCCAUGAAUCUGGUCUCUCCAGCUACCCAGAGUCCUCCGACAGCAAGCAGCCUCCUCGCAGACACCACAAAGCUUGCAGAAACCCCAAAAGAUAAGGACUCACCCAUGCUCUAA